AUGUUGUACGUGGGAAGCCGAAUGGAGAGAUCUCGUGGAAACGACGGGCUCACCUACAUCUGUCAAUCAUGUGACAGACCAGAUCAAGCAGAACAGCGAAUGAUCGCUUGUGACAACUGCCGCAAGUGGCAGCAUCUGAGCUGUGCCGGAGUUGAUAUCACGAUCGACGAUUAUUCGAACUUUAGGUUCACCUGCAAAGGGUGCAGAGUCAAGGCCGCAUCCGCGAAGGGAGGAUCCCUUCUCAGAAUUCCUACAACGGACAGAUCAACACGAUCUUCUACCAGAAAGGGCGCAAACGUUCUUAGUCACAUAUCAAGUGAACGUUCUGUGCUCGAGGCGCAAUUGAAGGUGGAUGAAGAGCAGCAGCAGCUUGAGGAACGAGAGUUGCAAGAGCAGGUGGAGAUUCAACAACGCGAAAUAGAUGAAGUUCAACGCAGUCUGGAAGAACGGAAGAGCUUGCUGGAAGCGAAAAGACAGCUUAGGGAGCGCCAACUGGCCAUGGACAAAGAGGCUCAAGCUCGGCAACAGCAGAUAAGGAAGGAAUCCCUAGAAAAGAAGAGUGCUCUGAUUCGUCAGAUGGCGGAAUCCAGUAGCAGAUGUGGCUCGCUAGGUGGUUCGACCGCGGAUUCCAACGACAAGGUAGCAAAAUGGUUAAAAUCCGCCGCAGAGGUGCCAAAUCGUGUACCCAAGGAUUGGCGAGCUAAUAAUUCGAUCCGUACAACGCUUCCUCAGGACCAAUACCAGCUUGGGGAACGCCUUCCAUCUCCGUGCCGACAGUCACGCGCUGCUUCUCUUCCGGCGAUGAUUCGCCUCGAAAAGGAGGUGGAACAGCUCUCAAUACACGAUAAUAAUUCGUUGCACGAAGUAGGCCACCCAUCACCCCCGCCUUUGCUCGAGCGCAGCAUAACCAUUCAAGAGGCGGGCUUUGUAUGA
This is a messenger RNA of Aedes albopictus (Asian tiger mosquito), 933 nucleotides long. RefSeq lists its product as uncharacterized. The transcript has a single exon. NCBI's taxonomy places the organism in Eukaryota, Metazoa, Arthropoda, Insecta, Diptera, Culicidae. The record is from RefSeq and is a predicted model, not a curated record. The coding region runs from base 1 to 933 and encodes 310 amino acids.